AUGGCCUCAUCCCGUUCAACAGGCAAGCGCCUCCCUAUCAGCUGCCAGGCCUGCCGAACACGAAAGAUCAGAUGCUCGCGCGACGGCCGGCCAUGUCAAACAUGCGUUCGGCGCGGCCUAGGCGCCGAAGACUGCGUCUACCUCGGCCAACCGCGACUUUCAACUGAGCAGUCAUCGCCCGGCGACAGCGCAGUGCAGAACGAACUGCUAGCACGAAUUCGGAAUCUAGAAGCCUUGCUCCAGAAGCAGAUGACCUCGCAUGCUGGUACGCCCACCGGUGGCGCGGUCUCGCCACUAGGUGGGACGAGUGCAGCUGGUAGUUUCUCCGAACCUGAGACAUGGGACUCGCUCGGCCCCAUGUUGGAUAAUGUUGGUAAGCUCCAUACUUCGCCUUCUGGUCAUGUACGAUAUGUGCCACUGGCUUCGCAGUGGGAGUCUUUAGUGGCGAGGAGCCCCGCUUCGGAGUGUUUGCCGAAUUUAGAUUCGGAUAUCCCGGAGGAUGAUGAUGAUUUGCAGAUCCCGUUGGCGAGGAAUGGGAGUAUCUCGCGUGUUGAGCUGUUAUCGAUCCUGCCGCCUGGCCGGUAUUGUGAUACUCUCAAGGAUGUUUAUUUUCAGGUCUUUUCAUCGGUUUUCCAUAUUCUUCACGAUUUGACGUUCGAAGCCGAGUAUCAGCAUUUCUGCCAUGAUCCCGGCAGUGUGUCUACAUCAUGGCUGGCUUUGCUAUUCUCCAUCCUUGCUAUCGCUGUAAGCGCACUCGAUGAUGAUCAUCCUUUGCUGUCUGAUCUGGGGCGAGAGCGAACGGUCAGCCGCAAUAUCAAAGUGCUAUCAGCACGGUAUCGAUCUGCCGCGUUGCAGUGCCUCGCCGCCGAUGGCGUGAUGUCCCGACAUUCGAUCAACUCAUUACAAGCCUUAGUGCUCAUAAAUUAUGCCCGAGUUCACCGCGGUCUACCAAUCUGGACAUUGUUAGGAUUCACGCAUCAUGUUGCAAUAUCCAUGGGUUGCCAUUUAGACCCAGAGCGGUUUACUCUUGGGCCAAUCGAGCGGGAAGAGCGACGACGGGUCUGGGCAGGAUUAAUGAUGCUGUACACCAUCCAAAACACAGCAUUUGGGAGUCUCGAUCAACAGGCUCUAACGCAAGACGUGAAGAUGCCCGCAGACAUUGACGACGUUGACCUGCUUACCAGCCCAAGCUUAAAAAGGCCAGCACUGUCAACAUUUCCCCGCCCAACACAGGUGACCUACCUCCUCUUGAAUUUCCGACUAUACAAAAUCUCCUCCAAGAUUUGUGAAACAAUAUUCAGCUACCCAAAUACAUCCCGCUUCACCACCUCCCACCUCGAAGCGGAAAUCAUAUCCGUCCGUGAAAUGGUCGAGGCUCGCUAUGCACUCGAUACAAACAAUCCCCUACCCAUUCACCAUCAAGCCAACCACCACAUCCUCUACAGUCAGAUCCAUCAACUUCUCCUUCUCCUCCUCCGCCCUGGUCUUUGCCGGUACCUACAAGGCGAGAUUACCCCUGAAACUUGCUCUACAAGAGCAAAGUGCAUCGCUUCCGCCAAGGCUUCACUUUCCAUCUUUGAAACUCUCCUCGAAACACAAUCAUUCAAGCCGUACAAAUGGUAUACCAGCGGACUGGGCAGUUUCCACGCGUUCCACGCUGCAGUCACAUUGGCUGUCAUCCUGCUUAUUCCCGAGGGCCAGUCCGAGUAUGAAGAGAUCAAAGAUAUUCUCAAUCAAGCACUAGAUAUGUUCGCCUCUCUCUCAGUCCGCAGUGUUUUCUGCAGCAAGGCUGUUCCCAUAAUUCGACAGAUGAUCGACGUUGCCUCAACAAAUUACAACCCCCGAUCACCCACCCACUCUCAAUCCCACCUCCAAGCCCAGGCCCAGGCCCAGGCUCAAGUCCAAGCCCAAGUCCAACACCAUCAAAACCAAGCCAAUAUCCAAUCCCAGUCCCACAACCACCUCUUACCAAGCAUCCAAAUCCCACUCUCAAUGUCAAACCUCUCCCCGGGAAUGACAAUGCAGGACAACUAUGCCAUCUCGCACCCACACUCGCAAUCCGGAUCGCCCGUGCCAACUAUUGCAUCGAGCUCUAGUGACCACACCAUGCAUUCCAGUUUCGGGCAGAUGCACCCGCAGAAUUGGAUUGGUCCUACUUCUAUUCCGUGGGAUAAUUUAGGGCCUGGUACUGGGAGUUAUGGAUUCGACUAG
Messenger RNA from Penicillium samsonianum, 2211 nucleotides. Its product is annotated as Zn(II)2Cys6 transcription factor. Gene Ontology annotation, cellular component: nucleus. Gene Ontology annotation, biological process: DNA-templated transcription; regulation of DNA-templated transcription. Gene Ontology annotation, molecular function: zinc ion binding; DNA-binding transcription factor activity, RNA polymerase II-specific; DNA binding. The transcript is spliced from 3 exons. The record is from RefSeq and is a predicted model, not a curated record. NCBI's taxonomy places the organism in Eukaryota, Fungi, Ascomycota, Eurotiomycetes, Eurotiales, Aspergillaceae. The coding region runs from base 1 to 2211 and encodes 736 amino acids.